AUGUCACAACCUAUAGUAUCAGUCCCAGUCUACCGACAACGUUCCAUUCCCCGAAACCGACCUCAAGUCUCUAUGAAAUCCGUACAUUAUGACGAAUUACCUCGAAACACGUAUCCUACACCAACUGUAUCACCGUCUGAUGUUGUUGAAGGUGCUGCUGGUGGUAUUGUUCAGGAGUAUGGUGGGAGCAGAGACGAAGUUGAGACGUAUCACGGGUAUAUACACACUGCGAGAGAUGCGUUGUUGUUGCUGGAGGGGUGUAGAGUUGGGAGGUUGAGGCUUGUGCCUGAUCGACAAAGUGGAGCCUGUAUUCGAUCUGGUGCAGUUUUUGUUUGGAAUGAAGAAGAGUCUGGGAUUAAGAGAUGGACUGAUGGACGACAAUGGACCCCAUCACGUAUCAGUGGAUGUUUCCUCAUCUACCAAGAACUCACCGCCCAAGGCAACCUCGACUCUAAAUCAUCACGAGCAUCAGCAGCCACAUCAUUUUCAAUCAAGGAAGGAGGUCUCAUCAAACGUGGCAUGUCGGUUGUAACUGCAGACAAGGUCAAGAUGCAUCUGGUUUCGUACUUUACUCGAGAAGACGUUGCUGCGAAAGCCCUCAUAUCGCCUAGUGAAGAUCCAGCAUUAAGAGAUGUAGUUAUUGCUCCUGAAUACUAUCCGGAAUUCAAGUCGUAUGAUACUCCACCACAGAAUGAGUCUCGGUAUGCUAGAUCUAGUGCUGCUGUUAACGAAGCGAGAACAUGGCAAGCUUCAGAACCAACGAAAGCUAUCAGUGAACAUUCCUAUUACGAUCAACCAGGACCAGCAUGGCUCCAGAACGAAUACACCGGAUCUAUCCGCCCAAACAACAUGUACCACGCUCGCACCACUCCAUACCAGUAUCCACCACGACCACAGCCAUCGCACACGGCGGGACCUAUAGACUCGAUAUUUGAUGUAACGGUUGUUUCCAUACCUACAGGAAGACAUGAGCCAGGAGGUGAACUCGAAACGCAGAGGAGACUUGCAAUUGUGCUUCCACCUCCGGUAUUGGAUUCACCUCGUCAUCCGCUUGAUCAGCGGUUUAUUGACAGGUUGUCAUCCUAUUCGCAACGGUCUGAGAUGUUAAAUGAAGAGAGACGGCACCAACAAUAUCAGUCUGAUAAUCAAGUGCUGCCACCGAUGAAUUCUUUCGGUGUUGCGAACCGUGGUGGGCUUUUGAGGACUCCUUCUUCGUCGUCAGAUGAGUCUGAAAUGACCUGGCGGCCAACACAGGAACGGAUGUUGGAUGGUGUCUAUGAGAGAAAGAUGUCUGAUUUCGUUACUGCUGAACGGAAAUCAUUAUUUAUUUAUCUUCGUAGUAAAGAACGCCGAGAGGUUGAGUGGAAGGGAGAGACCAAAACUUCCCGAAUGUAUGUAUACUCGAUCGUGAUUGAAGUAUUUGCACCCACGAGCAUCCCUAUACUUGAUUCCACCUCGAUCAAAUCACCAGAAGCAUUGCCGUCAGAUAUCUUUGGCGAAUUACAUACUUCAUACAAGCAACAGGAGACUACCAAGGCAACGAACAAUAAUAGUAGCAACAGUGUCACUAGUAGUAAUAGUCAAAAGAAGAAGGCUAAAUCAGCUACAUCGUCAUCCGCCAGUCAAGAUUACCGAUUAGGACGAUUGUCUGUCGAGUGGAUUGAUCUAGCACUUGAACCAGAGCCUGAGCUAGAAGAAGACGAAGGAACGCAGGAUUCUAGAAUGGAUGACGUGCCUUCAUCAACGUACGCAGAGAUCGCAGGGUCAUCGUCAACUACUCGAAACUCACGAUCUGGAAGCAUGUCGUCAAACACGAAUGUUACUCCUACCAAGGCUUCGUCAUCGUCAGCAGGGGAUGUGAUAACGCCGAACAGUAAUAAGAAUACUAGUGAUGAGCCUUCCAUGAUGGCAGAACUGGUAGCUGCACAACGUGAUGAUGCGCUUUUUCAAAGUACAGGAGGUGGUGGAAACAAGACACGGAAACGGACCAAUGCACCUAUAAUACCUACGUCUGGUAUAUUCGUGCCCUUCAAAACAGGCAAAACGAAACUGAAUGCUGGUAUCGUGCAUCUAUAUCGAGAUCGUAAGGAAAUCGAAGAUGUGGUAUCUCCUGCUGUUAUAUCAGACGACGAGGACGCUGCCGAGCAAGCUAAAGGAUCUGGAACUAUAUUAUGUAUACUAGCAGUACCCUCAUACAUGACAACACAAGAUCUAUUGUCGUUUGUGGGACCAGCCCGUAAAUCCAUAUCUCAUUUACGUAUUGUGCGAGACUCGUUACCGAAUCGAUACAUGGUGUUGGCUAAAUUUAGAGAUGUGAGAUCUGCUGAGAGGUUUAGAGGGCUGUUUGAUGGCAAGCAAUUCAAUUCUCUCGAAUCGGAGGUUGCUCAUGUUGUUUUUGUCAAGAGUGUCGAGUUUAAGAGUCAGUCGAUACCGCCGUAUGCAUUUCCGCCUGUACCAGAAGCACUAGCAUCUUCGUUCAGUAAUGGUAAUAGCGGUGCAGCUACAGUUACGGCUUCUACGAGUGCUUCGCCAGAUAAAGCAGCACCAGUCAUCACAGCAACUAUGUCGGUAGAUGAUACUACAAAGUCUAGUAGCAGUAAUAACGAUCGUAGUAUAACUCCAACAGCAUCCUCUACAACCAACACCACCAACACAACUGUCGCCCAACAACAAUAUCAUCACCCACCAACACUAGUCGAAUUACCCACAUGUCCAGUAUGUCUAGAACGUAUGGAUUCCGCCGCAACAGGUUUAUUAACUAUAAUAUGCCAUCACACCUUCCAUUGCUCCUGCCUUGCAAAAUGGGGCGACUCGUCGUGUCCAGUAUGUAGAUACUCUCAGCAACCAAAAGGUCCAGGCCUACUCCCAUCCGAAGACGAAGAGCAGAACGAAUGUGCUCAAUGUGGCGCCACUGAAGAUUUAUGGAUUUGUCUUAUAUGUGGCCAUAUUGGGUGUGGACGGUACCGUCGUGCACAUGCUCGAGAGCAUUUCACAAGUACACAGCACUUGUAUGCUCUAGAGCUAGAAACACAACGAGUAUGGGAUUAUGCUGGUGAUGGAUAUGUGCAUCGGUUGAUUCAGAAUAGGGCGGAUGGUAAAUUGGUCGAGUUGCCACCACCAGAUGCUAGAAGUCGUGGUAAUACGCAGAUAUUGACGUCACCUCAAGCAGAAAUCGACUACUACAAUAAUAAUAACAACAACAUCCAUAACGGAAACAACCAUGCGUACAACAAUUAUAGUAACAAUGAUAAUGCUAUAAGUGGUGACAAAGGCAUUGAUGCUCUUGGAGUCGAAUAUGGGUAUUUGCUAGCCACUCAAUUAGAAUCACAACGUAUAUGGUAUGAAGCUCAAUUAACCGCUGUACGUACCGACUCUGAAUCCCGUAUACAAGAACUUGUAAACACCCUAUCGACCGAACGCCAAAUACGUGAAUCCAUACAAUUAGAACGUGACACACUUAAAAACGAUGAACUGCCCACCCUACUUUUACAAAACAAAAUCUAUGAUCGAAAGAUGGAACGACUACUCGAACGCAUGAAUGCAAUGGAGAAAUCACUCGCUGAAGAACGACAAUUGAACAUAGGAUUACGUGAUAAUCAAGCCUCGUGGCGGGCACAGAUUGAGACGAGAGAUAAAUUGUUGCUGGAGAGGGAUAAACAGGUGAAUGAUUUGCAGGAGCAGUUGAGAGAUAUCAUGUUUUAUCUCGAAACGCAGCAGAAGGUGGAGCAGUCCGGGAUUAAGGAUGAGAUUACGGGUGGGCAGCUUGUUAUUGAGCAGAGUACUCCUAGUAGUAGUGGGAAGAAGAGGGGGAAAUCAAAGAAAUGA
Synchytrium microbalum is the source of this 3825-nucleotide messenger RNA. RefSeq lists its product as uncharacterized. Gene Ontology annotation, biological process: Ras protein signal transduction; protein ubiquitination. The transcript has 7 exons. Bases 1 to 3825 code for a protein of 1274 amino acids. Gene Ontology annotation, molecular function: ubiquitin protein ligase activity; zinc ion binding. Lineage: Eukaryota; Fungi; Chytridiomycota; Chytridiomycetes; Synchytriales; Synchytriaceae. Gene Ontology annotation, cellular component: cytoplasm. The record is from RefSeq and is a predicted model, not a curated record.